This is a messenger RNA of Venustampulla echinocandica, 1026 nucleotides long. RefSeq names its product putative rta1. The record is from RefSeq and is a predicted model, not a curated record. NCBI's taxonomy places the organism in Eukaryota, Fungi, Ascomycota, Leotiomycetes, Helotiales, Pleuroascaceae. Gene Ontology annotation, cellular component: membrane. Bases 1 to 1026 code for a protein of 341 amino acids. The transcript has a single exon.
AUGACAGCAACAAAUAAUCUACCUCCAGAUGGGAGCUGGUCCUUCUACUCCUACAAGCCCGUCAAGGCCCUUCCUAUCAUCUUCGCCAUCUUCUUCCUCGUUUGCGGCAUAACCAUGAUCUAUCAGUGCCUCGCCAAAUAUGGAUGGAAACUCUACACAUACAUCAUGACCUUCACAUGCACCAUCUGGGUUGCAGGCUUCUGUUGCAGGAUGGCAUCGAUUUAUAACGACGAAAACCUUGGCCUCUUCGCCGCCCAAUAUGUUCUGCUAUUUCUGGGACCGCCGUGCUUUGCUGGCGCAGAAUACCUCGUACUCGGCCGCGUGCUGGCAUAUCUCCCUUACCACACGCCCAUCCAUCCGGGCAGAGUCAUUAGUACAUUCGUCUUUCUUGGAGUCGUCGUCGAAGCUCUCUCCGCCAACGGCGCAGCGGCCCUUACCGUUGCAAAGACCGCGGACAAGAGGAAUUCAGCCUUAACGCGUAUGCUAGCAGCUUUGAUCCUUCAGGCCGUGCUAGAAAUAUUCUUCUCCUCACUCGUCGCCCUAGUCGAGAUACGCUGUAGAAAGGCGAAAACAUUUCCACGCAACGUUCGAAUCGUCUGUUAUCUUCUCUACAUCACCAGUUUCAUGAUGCUAGUGCGCUGCAUCUUCCGGGUUGUCGAAGGGAUCGAGGUGAGGGAUUGUCUUGGAGUACCAAAUUGUGGAACAAUCAGCCAGAAGGAAUGGUUGUUUUAUGUCUUCGAAGUUGCCAACAUUUCCCUCUUUGUCCUGCUCUUGACUAUCUUCCCGCCAGGAAAAUACCUGCCACCAAAUGACAAGGUCUACCUUGAUCCACUGGAUGGAAGCGAGCGAGCUGGGCCUGGAUUUGCACAAGCUGACAGACGACCCUUCUGGCAAACCGUUAUGGAUCCGUUCAAUUUCCAGCUUUUAACCACAGGAUCUGGUGUGGCUGUGGAAAAGUUCUGGGAGGGUGAUAAUCCAGUGUACACUAGAGAUGGAGUUGUUCCAAAGCAAAAUAGCCGAGGGUAG